AUGAUGUUUUCAACAGGCUUAAAUUCUCAUCCUUACUCAAUGGCUAUUCAUGAUUUCAAUAAAGACGGUCAAGUGGAUAUAGCAGUGGCUAAUUAUGGUACUAAAAACCUUGUUACAUUUCUGGGCAGUGGGAAUGGAACAUUUGAAAAUCGAGGGAGUUAUGGUAUAAAUUUCGAUUUUGCUCCAUUGGUAGUUGGUGCUGGUAGUGCCAACAAAGAUGGACGUUCCGAAAUU
This is a messenger RNA of Rotaria sordida, 234 nucleotides long. Lineage: Eukaryota; Metazoa; Rotifera; Eurotatoria; Philodinida; Philodinidae. The record is from the annotation of a GenBank genome assembly.